This is a messenger RNA of Teleopsis dalmanni, 1189 nucleotides long. RefSeq lists its product as uncharacterized. The transcript is spliced from 4 exons. NCBI's taxonomy places the organism in Eukaryota, Metazoa, Arthropoda, Insecta, Diptera, Diopsidae. Bases 122 to 1108 code for a protein of 328 amino acids. The record is from RefSeq and is a predicted model, not a curated record.
UCGUGUUUAGCAUUUCGAGUUAUUGGCAAUAAUUCUUAUAUUGCAAUAACGAAAUUAAACUUAUAAAUCACAAAAACGCUAUCUAAAAAAAUCGUGUAUCUCGAUUUUAAUUGGAAAAACAAUGCAGUUAAUCGCCGCGAGAAUUAUUUGUUACAUAUGUGUCAUUAUCGGAUUUUGUAAUCUACAAGUUCAAGGUCAGUCGAAAAAAGUAUCACCGAAGCUGGAUUUCGAUGAUGUAGACGAGAAUACGAACAACUCAAGUGUGCCUAUUGUGCCGGGUGUUGGACAGGGCCGUACCAAUAACGGCGAACGACAUGGCGGUGGUAAUACCGGUAGGGGUAGUGAUGGCAGUGGUGGCACGGACGGUAGUUCAAGUACUGAUAGUACAAGUGGCGGCGCAGGUGGUAGUAAAGUUGGCCCAAAGAUUCAUGGUGUGCGUGUAACAGUGGACACAGGCGAUACACAGAAAUCGAAAGAAUCGAAGGAAAGUGUAGAAAUAACAGAUGUCGGUAAACAUAAGAAGCGGGUUGGCAUACAUACAGACAUCACCUUUGAAAUAUCAACUGAUGGAGAGGAUGACACGAAUGCGACAAGUUCGGCACAGAAAACUGAUAAAGAAGAUGCAAGCGUACCAAUUUUUAAAGGACAUAACGAUUCAAGGCAUAAAUCUCGCAAGCCAUACGAUCCAAAACAACAUUGGAGUCCUGGAUUCUCUUCCGAACGUCACGAUAGUACUGGCCGCAGUGGCCCUUCAUACGGCAAUCAUUAUCCACAAUAUCCUUACAAUGUACCUGUUUACACUUCAGGCGCCAGUGAUACUCGCGGUGGUGGUGGUAAUAUUUAUAGACGAGGUGAUGGCUGGAAUAAUUAUAUACCAGUACAAAAUCUUUGGACAACAGAACGUAGCUAUAUUGAACCAUUUCGUCCAAAUUCUGUAACAGGUUACCAGCGUACACCAAGUUGGAAGCCUUGCUAUUGUGUGCAAUCAGUUGUUGAUAAUCGCCGGCGGCGUGAGAGCAAGCACGGAACUAUUGAUGCUGUAGUACGACCUACAAGUUCUAUUAUUAAAGUUAUUGAUAAUAAAUUGGAUCGACCAUUUUCCAAAUAAAUACUUAGUAAACACUAAAUAGUCGUAUUUAAGUGGAAUUUAAAAUUUUAUAAUUUAUAUGCUGCUGUUGUGAAUAAUUAU